Molecule: messenger RNA, 234 nt
Organism: Daldinia caldariorum
Lineage: Eukaryota; Fungi; Ascomycota; Sordariomycetes; Xylariales; Hypoxylaceae
Exons: 3
Coding region: 1-234 (77 amino acids)
Source: RefSeq, a predicted model, not a curated record
AUGGCUGAUUGCGGACUUCCCUUCCCCGUCGUCUGCAUCCAAUGCGGUCGUGGCGUCGGCCUUUGCGGCAUCAAGAUCAUCGGCCCGACCAUUGGCUUCUGUGUCGCCGUAUGCGCCGCAGUUAUCUGCUGGCCUAUUGCCCUUCUGUUUUGCUGCUUCACCGAGACGGGCAAGAAAUGGUUUUGGAAACCGUGCGACAUCAACGCUCAAGUGUCAGACCUAUUUCCUAUCUGA